This is a messenger RNA of Triticum dicoccoides, 2182 nucleotides long. RefSeq names its product vacuolar protein 8-like. Bases 1 to 1758 code for a protein of 585 amino acids. Lineage: Eukaryota; Viridiplantae; Streptophyta; Magnoliopsida; Poales; Poaceae. The transcript is spliced from 2 exons. The record is from RefSeq and is a predicted model, not a curated record. Gene Ontology annotation, molecular function: protein binding.
AUGACGCCGCCGCCCUCGCCCUCGCCCUCGCCCCCGCCGCCGGCCGCCGCGGACGCGCUCGCCCAGAUCCUGCACGCGCUGCUCCCGCCGCUCCUCCUGGCCGCGGCGUCCGCCAACGCGCUCCACUCCCGCUGGCGCGCGCUGCACGCCACGCUGCUCGCGCUCCAGUCCUCGCUCGUCUCCGCGCCCGCCCCGGCCGCCGGCCACCCGCUCUUCGCCGAUCUGGUGGCCUCGCUGCUCCCGGCCCUCCGCUCCCUCCACGCAUUGUCCGCGCGCUGCCAGGACCCGGCCCUCCCCGGCGGGCGCCUGCGCCUCCAGAGCGACCUCGACAUCGCCGCUUCCUCGCUCACGCUUCUCCUGCACGAUCUCUCGCUGCUCCUUCGCUCGGGGCUCCUCUCCGUCGAUUCGUCGGCGUCCUCCCCCAACGCCAUUGUGCUGCAGGUGCCCGCGGCAGCCGCAUCCCGCUCCGACAAGUCGCUUUUCAUCAGGGACGCCUUUGCGCGGCUCCAGAUCGGGGGCCUCGACCUCAAGCUCAAGGCCCUCGCCUCGCUGCUGGAGUUGCUGGGCAAUGACCCUGCUGCUGAGGCCGCAAACAUCGUUGCCGCCGAUGGCGAUGUGGCUGCGCUGCUCCGCAUGCUCGACGCAUCGGCCCACUCGGCGCUGAGGGACCGCGCAGCAGCGGUCGUGGCCCUCCUUGCCACUGCCUGCGGUGCAUCCCGGAAAGCGGUCUUCGACGAGGGCGGCCUUGGCCCGCUGUUGCGCGUGCUUGACUCUGCCUCGGCACCGGCCACGAGGGAGCGUGCGGUUGUGGCCAUUGAGGCCAUCACUGCCGAUGCCGGCAGCUCGUGGGCUGUAUCAGCAUAUGGAGGGGUUUCCAUCUUGAUUAAUGCGUGCCGUCCUGGCUCUGGUUCGUUGGCUGUGCAGACGCUCGCUGUAGCAGCUAUCAAGAAUGUGGUCUCGAUCGACGAUGUGCGCUCAGCGUUGGUUGAGGAGGGUGGGUUGCCAGUUCUGGUUGAUUUACUUGCCAGCGGCACCACUGACACACAGAAGAAUGCUGCUCUCUGCCUGUGGUCGAUCGCGUCCAUGGGCGACCUUGAGACACAGCAACAGAUUGUACAAGAUGGUGCAUUACCGCCACUUUUGCAGGCUCUGCACAUCACCACCGAUCUCGAUCUUCAGAAUUCUGUCCUACGCGCUAUCCACGUGCUUGCAGUAGUCCCUUCGGCCGCCAGGAUCCUAUGUUCAUCCCCGCUGUUCUUUGCACAACUAACAGACCUUAUGCGCCGUGGUGGUAGCAUCCUGUUGCAGCAGAUGGCUGCAGAUAUGAUUGCCGACCUUGCACCUGGCGUGAGUGAUGACACCAAGCGGUGCAUGGCACCAUGUGUUGGCACGCUGGUUAAGAUGAUGGAGGUAGCCAAGCCUGCAUCCAUACAGGAGUCAGCUGGCCGUGCACUACUUGCUUUGAUGACCUUGAAAUCCAAUCGAAAGGAGUUGGUCAGGGAUGAGAAGAAUCUGACAAGGUUGGUGCAGAUGCUUAACCCCCGGAAUGAGGAGAUUGACAAAAAGCACCCAGUCUCAGUACUGCUAGCACUUGCUAUGGGUGGUGGGAAUGGAACACGACGGCGUCUUGCAGAUGCUGGUGCUUGUCAGCAUCUACAGAAGCUGGCUGAUGCUGAGGUGCCUUGUGCAAAGAAGGCUUUGCAAAGGAUAUCCAGCAGCCGAUUCAAAAGCUUACUUUCCAGAGGGUGGAACAACUAGUCCAUCCGCUGCAUUGGGGUAAGUUGAAGAGAACCCAAAUGUGGAGAGCUUCGAAUUAUAGAAGAAAGCUUAAGUAUUUAAUUAGGAGGCAUCGUACAAGAACACCGAGCAAGAAAGAGACCAGAGGAGUUCUCAGUUUCUUUGAAGCCAAAAGGUGCACGGUAGCUGCUAUUUGUUUAUCUAGUAUAUUGACAAGAUAGAAGCAUGGAUGCGGCAUUUUAGGAUGUAUCCUUCAGCUUUUAUGUUUGCCCCUUUUUUGUCUCUUCCUAUUUUAACCCUUCUCUCUCUCUCUCUCUCUCUCUCUCUCUCUCUCUCUCUCUCUCUCUCUCUCUCGCGCGCGCGCCUGAUUUGUGAAGUAAUUGUAUGUGUGUUGAUUUGGAAUGAAGCAAAGUGUUUUUAUCUGCCCCAAGACACAUCUGCCAGA